CCAUUCAGCACAGUGCCUGACAAUACUCAGCUGCAGAGAUGAAUAACCAAGGAGUUAUCUAUGCAGAACUCAAUCAGGCUAAGGACUCAAAAAGACAGCAAAGGAAAGCUAAGGGCACUAAAAGUUCCACUUCAGUAACUGAGCAGGAAAUAACCUACACAGAAUUAAAUCUUCAAUAUGCUUCUCAGGAUCCUCGAAGGAACAAGAACUCCCAGUGCAAAGGGAAGCUCAUUGCUGGGAUCCUGGGAAUCGUCUGCUUUGUCCUGAUGUCCACUGUGGUCACAAUAGCUGUUAUUCACUUUACCGAAGGACCAGAGCAGAACCAAACAUUCCUGGAAACAAGGAUCCAAAAAGCUUAUCACUGUUGUCCAAAAGAGUGGCUUACAUAUUCUAACAGUUGCUAUUACAUCAGCACUGAAAGAAAAUCAUGGAAUGAGAGUUCAACGUCCUGUGCUGCUAAGGGCUCUACCCUGCUCUCCAUAGAUGAUAAAGAGGACAUGUGUUUCCUGGAUGCCUUCAUUCAUUCAUCAUGGAUAACAGUCAACCAGAGAAGAAAUUGUAAUUCAUCAGUGAGGCUCAAAUGCUCACCUUUCUUUCCCAAAGAGUUUUCGGUAUCUUCAGAGAGUGACAAGGAUUGCCCAUUUAUUGAUACUGUGUCACACAGAUGUUUUUUUGACUCCUGUUUAGAAACGAAAACAUAUGUUUGUAAGCAUGAGGCAUAUUUAGGUACUUAAUUUCGGUAUAAUGCUAUCUCACCAUCUUAAAAAAACAUGUCUCUCAUUUCUUUAAAACCCAAUUAUUUUCCCAGAAUAUUUUUCAGAUAUUAUGUUUUAGAGCGAUUUUAGAUUGCCAAUAAAAUUAAGAGGAGUACAGAGCUCUCCUGUAUUGCUCCUGGCUGUACACGUGCACGGCCUCUCCCAUCAUCAGCAUCACUCGCGGGAACGGAUCAUUUGUGACAAGGAUGACCCUGCAACGAUGUGUCAUGAUCACACAAAGUCCAAAGCGUACCUGAGGCUUCACCCUUGGUGUCAUAGAACUGUUUUUCAAUCUUACUUUUAUUCAUGUAAAAAAUAUAUACUCAGGUACCUAUUAUACAUUUCUUAAGCUUUUGUUAUUCAUUAAAUCAUAAAUCACAAAUUAUAAUAUCAAGCACUGUUACUACAAAGUCCUCACUAAGGUGACUAAUUCCACUCAUAUUUCCAGAUGAGUUGAUUUCUCAGAGCCCCUGACAGGACUGCAAAUGACACCCCCGGGUGACAAGGUUAUCAGUCAGAAUUGAGUCAGGAGACAGAAACCAGGAGAAGUUCGAUGUAAACAAUUAUUAUCUAUUUGUAAGGGAAAGCCUACUAAGAGGAAAGGCUGCUAAGAUAAGGAAAGUUAUAAGAAUACCUUAGAGUGAAAGGAGAGUAUCCAUAGGAGAGAUCACUGGGAAGCCUGGUCUACUCUCUGAAGAUGGGAUUUAGAUGUCAUUGAAGAUAAUGCGGCUACACACAGCUUCAUUGCAGAUGUGCUCACAGCAAUCCGCCUGGGACAGAGCAGCUCCACGGCCCACAGGCUGAAGGUGGUGAGUGUGGAUCUCAGGUUGUGACUGGCAGGCGGGAAGAACCCCUGCCAGACUAUUGGGAGGCACAGAGCAGAGGGCUGGAAGUUGUGAAUGGUUCUGGCCAAAAACUUGCUGAAGGCUGAAUACACAGGACUUCCCGCAUUCAUGCCCCUGGCAGCCAAACACCCUGAAAACACCAUGAAACCAGGAAGAAGAACCCUUUCCGUUGCUGUGUCUCUCCAUUGCCUUCUACUGACACAACUCAACUUCGUGUGAGGUGACAAGGAAGAGAAGUUUAUAGCACCUAGCUCCAUUACCUGAGAACAGGGCACUGAGGGAUCCAUUUGGAGCCAAUUGUACUAAAUUGUUAACAGGCACUCAGGGAAUGUGCAUGCUGAGUUACCCGAGUGGGCCUAUGUUAAUGACCUGGACCAGGGCCUCCUUUGGCCUCGUGCUGAGGAAGGCUGGUGGUUGGGAUAGUCCACGUGGUUCUCUCAAUGGCUGCGUUCAGCAGUGCACUGUUAUUUAGUCAGUGGUUCCCAACCUUUGUGUAAUGCAAUUUUUCUAACUUAUGAAGUGUACUCUUUACAGUCAUGAAAUUAUGGGUGGUGUAAACAAACGACCUGGUAUAGAUGAUAGGAAAACAACAUGCUUAGACUUACUUUAGAACAAAAUGCUAUCUUUAAAAUCCUAAUCUUUUCCCUCAGAAUGGUGUUGAGCAUGAAUGCAAUGUAGCUUUUGAUGGCUUUUGAUGGACAGCUCUGUGCCAAAGGAGUGGAAGUGGCUGCCAAGGUCCUAAAGUUCAAGUUUCACACCCUUGCUACGGGCAAACAGAUAGUAAAUAUAAUUAGUUGGAAGGUGAAGGGGAGGACUUGAGUCUUUGAUAUGUCUGGACCAACCAUUUUGGGGCUUACAGGCCACUAUAAUGGAUGGCUUGCUUGGGGUGCUGAGUUUGAAGACCUUUUCAUGUAAAGGUGUGAAGAGUUGGGCAGCUUACAAGGCCUGCAACAGGGAGUUUUAAGGCAAGGAAGACUGGUCAAUCUGAAGAUUUAGAGGGCAUUUAUGAGAGCAGCAAUCCAGUUAUGAGAGCAGCUUACCAGUUGAAAGACAACUGAAUAGACUCAUAGGAUAGAAUAUCAAAUCUUCAAUUUCAAUAAAUUUUUAUAAACAACAACAACAAAAAACAAACAGAAAAAAAUAGGCACUCAGGGUUAUCAUGCAACAACCACAGGAUUGCUAAGUAAGAGCCAUUUGCAUCCGUCCCACGUCCUCAGAGAAUGGAACCAACAUCUAUCUUCUGAAUCUGUUUCAGUGCAGCAUUAUUAAUGAUUAGUUUCUUUUUUUUUUGGCAAAGAUUCGUAUUUUCAUUUGAUAAUAACCAGUGUUUUUUGAUACAUUUUUUUUGUUUGUUUUUUUCCUUGCUUGGAUUACAGAUGGUUUGGAAGAUACCCUGUUUUAUUAAAUUCUCCAUGUCCCCUACUUUUGCCACUCUUCACUGCAAUGCUUAGAAAAACACUUUAAUGGAAAAAUUUUUAAAUAACAAAGAAAACAGGAAUUAAAAAUAUAAGGAUACUUGUGUGGGUCAAACAGCUGGGUAUUGACAGAAUUUUGGAAAGCCUUUAGUAAUAUGAUGAUAAUUCAGAGAUAUUUCUACCCUAGUUCAUUCACAAGAAGGAAAGAGCUUACAUUUGAUUAUAACUUGCAAGAUAGCUUAAGUGUUUCAUAUACAUUUAUCUCUUUGAAUAUAGCCUUGUUCUUUAUAUUCUCUAUAUUUAUUCCCUAAACUCAUCUAGAGAAAUUAUAUGAAUAUUCAAGUUUAAUUUCAUAUAAUAUGUAAAUAGCAGCUGUAACUACUGGAGUUGUGUUACAAACUGCCCAAGAUUGCAUUGACAUUUAAAAAUAAUUUAAAGGUACCUGGGUGGCUCAGUCGGUUAAACAUCUGCCUUCAGCUUAGGCCAUGAUCCUGGGAUCCUGGGAUUGACCCCCGC
Molecule: messenger RNA, 3531 nt
Organism: Ailuropoda melanoleuca (giant panda)
Lineage: Eukaryota; Metazoa; Chordata; Mammalia; Carnivora; Ursidae
Product: NKG2-A/NKG2-B type II integral membrane protein
Exons: 6
Coding region: 39-734 (231 amino acids)
Biological process (GO): positive regulation of natural killer cell mediated cytotoxicity; stimulatory C-type lectin receptor signaling pathway
Source: RefSeq, a predicted model, not a curated record